Messenger RNA from Equus quagga, 11360 nucleotides. It is a transcript of the gene RNF217, whose product is annotated as ring finger protein 217. The record is from RefSeq and is a predicted model, not a curated record. NCBI's taxonomy places the organism in Eukaryota, Metazoa, Chordata, Mammalia, Perissodactyla, Equidae. Gene Ontology annotation, cellular component: cytoplasm; ubiquitin ligase complex. Bases 3 to 1625 code for a protein of 540 amino acids. Gene Ontology annotation, molecular function: zinc ion binding; ubiquitin conjugating enzyme binding; ubiquitin protein ligase activity. Gene Ontology annotation, biological process: ubiquitin-dependent protein catabolic process; positive regulation of proteasomal ubiquitin-dependent protein catabolic process; protein polyubiquitination. The transcript is spliced from 6 exons.
CGAUGGGCGAGGAGCAGAGCACGGUGAGCGGCGGCGGCGCGGCCCCGGAGGCGCGGCCCCCGGCCAGCGGCGUCCCCGGUCCCCACGAGUCUCCGAGGCCGCGGGGGGACCUCGCCGGGGCUCCCGGGCCGCGCACCGCCUCCGCCGAGCCGAACGACGGUGGCUGCAGAGGCGACUUGGGCUGCGUGGACCCGAGCACCCCGGAGCCCGCGAGGACCCUGGGGGCCCCGGGCCGGAGGAAGAGCCCAGCGGCCGGGCAGCCCGCGGGAUUGGCACUGCCCGGGCCCCUCAAUCCUCAGACUUUGCAGCAGCAGCUGGAAGAGGAGGAGGAGGAAGCUGGGGACCGAAACGAGGAAGGGGAUGAACAGCAGGAGGCGCCCCCCGGCGAGGAGCAGGAGCCCAGGACCCGCGCUGGGGCCCCGGACCAACUGGUCCUGGACGUGCUGGCCCCGCGACGCCCGCUCUCAGCCAAGAGACAAGUCUUCUGCUCCGUGUUCUGCGUGGAGAACGACCUGCCCGAGGUCCCCACCGCGGAGCAGCUCUCGCCGCCCGCCUUGCCACCUCGGGCUCCGCCGGUGACUAACCCGCCCAGCACCCCGUCCUCCUUCCCCAGCCCCCGGCUGUCCCACCCAGCGGACCCCCUGUCCCCCGACGGCGGCAGCAUCGAGCUGGAGUUCUACCUGGCGCCCGAGCCCUUCUCCGUGCCCAGCCUGUUGGGAGCCCCACCCUACUCUGGCCUGGGAGGGGUAGGGGAUGCCUAUGCGCCCCUCAUGGUGCUGAUGUGCCGGGUGUGCCUGGAGGACAAGCCCAUCAAGCCCUUGCCCUGCUGCAAGAAGGCCGUGUGCGAGGAAUGCCUCAAAGUCUACCUGAGCUCCCAGGUACAACUUGGCCAAGUAGAAAUCAAAUGCCCUAUCACAGAAUGUUUUGAGUUCCUGGAAGAAACAACGGUUAUCUAUAACUUAACGCAUGAAGACUCCAUCAAAUAUAAGUACUUCUUGGAACUUGGCCGCAUUGAUUCCAGCACCAAGCCAUGUCCUCAGUGCAAGCACUUUACAACCUUCAAGAAAAAGGGACAUAUUCCCACCCCUUCCAGAUCAGAAAGCAAAUACAAAAUCCAGUGCCCCACUUGCCAAUUCGUCUGGUGUUUUAAGUGCCACUCUCCUUGGCAUGAAGGUGUUAACUGCAAGGAGUACAAAAAAGGAGACAAAUUGUUGCGUCACUGGGCCAGCGAAAUUGAGCACGGGCAGAGGAAUGCCCAGAAGUGUCCAAAGUGCAAGAUCCACAUCCAGAGAACUGAAGGAUGUGACCAUAUGACCUGUUCACAGUGUAACACUAAUUUUUGUUAUCGAUGUGGGGAGAGAUACCGCCAGCUCCGUUUCUUUGGAGAUCACACAUCAAACCUCAGUAUAUUUGGAUGCAAAUAUCGCUACCUCCCAGAGAGACCUCAUCUAAGGAGAUUAGUGCGAGGGUCGGUCUGUGCUGGAAAAUUAUUCGUUGCACCUCUAAUCCUGGUUUUGGGAUUAGCACUAGGGGCCAUAGCAGUUGUAAUCGGUUUAUUUGUAUUUCCUAUCUACUGCCUUUGUAAAAAACAGAGAAAACGGUCACGGACAGGUAUGCACUGGUAAAAUGCAGAUGAUUUCAUCGAGCUAAGCUGGUCCAGGUGGGAGCUCUACAGAAUGGGCCACCUGUCUGAGAGCCACAUCUUGAGAAACGCUGGGAGGACCCGUCUCCAUCCCGUCUCCCCGUGGUUCUCUGCAUGCCACAAUGCCUCGGCUCUGGUGCACUCCCAACAUGGUAUCCUGUCCUUUCCUCUACAGAUUGCUGCUUUUGAAAAUGGUCACUUUCGUAAACUAUAAACAUCUGUUUCAUGACUCUGACCUUCCUAAUGGUUCUUGGAAGAAAAUAUUUUGAUUAAGAACCAGUUAUCCUCAGAGUUGUCUGAGCGUGCCUCUCCUGAGCAUUGCUUGGACUGUCUUUGUACCUGAACUUCCCUCCAGGCCACCUUGUGAGACUCCAUGUGAAUAGUUGAAGUCCACCUCCACCAACAAGCGAAGCCACUUUUCAGAAGAUAAAGGCUCAUCAUCUCCACCUGUUUCCAUCAGUGGCCCAGGCAGUAUAAUUCCUUUAUCCUUCAGAUGCUAUAAUUGUUAAAAAUCUCAAUGCCCAAAAGGGAACUCAUGAAACUAAAUUAAUGGGAAGAAUCAUGAGUUACUCAAGUGUGUAUGUGUAGGGGUGUGAAUGUGCGUGUAUAUAAAUAUCUGUAUUAAAACUAGGUCCAGUAACCUUUACAUGUCCAGUUCCAUGCCUCUAUGCUGUUUUUCCAUAUUUUCAUAGACCUAUUUAAAGAUGAUCGUUCCUUUGUGGGCAUAAUUUGGUAAUGUACUGAAUUAAAGUCAAUGUAGACAACAGGCUAUUUUGAUGUUGACCCUUUCUAUUUCUUGCUCUCUCUUUCUGUCUCAUACACACACAGAAGUUUGUGCUAUGUCACUCCAGGAUUAUCGAAUUUUAUAAACUGACAAACUCAUAGGUGGCUUUUAGGAAAUUCUCAAGACCUGAUCUUUGGGUCUUUUCAGAUUUGUUAUAUUUUGGCAUACAUACUUCACUAUAUGAAUAAAUCCUUCAGGCAGGAUUAGUUAAUUUAAAUAACAAGUCUGAUGUAGAGAAAACUGCCUAAGCCUUUAGACAAAUCCUUAUUCUGCAUAUUUCUUAACCAACUUGUAAUUAUAGAUAAUUCUGCUUUAGGUCAAGAUGUGACAUUAUUUAAUACCCCGCCCUCUCACCUCUCCUCUCUCUUUUCCUCUCUUUUUGUCCCCAAGUUUUUCAUGAAAACAAAUACUAGUUUUGAAGGAUUUUCCUUAUUUUUACUGUUCGAAUGCAUAAUAAUGUGUUGGUAUCUUUUUAUGGAGGGGUAAUUUAGAAACAAAACCUUUUGUGUUUAUGGGUUUAUCCAAAACAUAAACUGCUUUUGGAGAAGGAAGCAAAAAAAAAAUGCAGGAAAUAUUUUCAGGAAGUUUUACCAAGCUGAGGAGUCUUUAAAAAUAAGAAAAGAACAAGGAACUAAACUAUGUUAUUCCUUUGUUUUCAUCAUGAAAGUCAUCAGCAGAAAGGAAGUAAAGACCCCUAAGAAACCUAAAGUUUCCACUUGUUUCCAAAUCCUUAGAAUUAGCUAUCUGCAUAGAUGUAGCAUUUAUUUGUCCCCAACCUUGUCUCAAUUGGAAUAGAUUAUGUGAUAAAACAUGCAUUAACAUGGAUAGUUUGUCUUGUUGGAGUAUAAGAACCUUUAUCAUCUUUAUUUGACCUAAAAAGUCCAUGAUAGUGAAGUUUACUUGCAGGGAUAACAAGCCAGCACACUUCUGUUCUUUCUGAAUAACACUCAGAAUAGCUGCACUGUAGCUUCUGGACUAGUCUGUCUCCAGUUAGAGGAGAGUGUACCAUUUAUGGUUCUGGAAUGGCAUAUUUCUAAAGCAUAACCUGAUACCAGAAAAAGUGAUGCUCUAGUUUCACAAAUUCACCUUUCCAUUCAUCCAUACGUCCAUCUGUCCAUUCAACAAAUAUUUAUUGAGUGCCUACUCUGCAUGCUUUAGUAUUAAAACUGAGAGAAGAAUUUCUAGCAUAAAUCCAUGUAAUUCUGUCAAAAAGUACUUAAUUUUUAUAAAUUCGUCUUUCUCAGACUUAGCUGUUAGUGUGACGAUAUGUGAAUGUGAUGAAUUCUAAAUCUAGUGGCUAUGUUUGCGUAUAUAUGUAUAUAUGUGUGUAUAUAUAUGUAUACACACACAUAUAUAAUGUUUCCAUAGAUGCAUAUGAAUACAUAUGCCACAUACAUAUAUACCAACUGGCUAAAUAAUAUACUCUCUGGUCUUAGAUAAUCUAUUUUCUUAGGUUAUUGUAUCUGUUGUCUUUGGCCUACUCAGGGAUUUUUAUUCCUUUCUUUGGAUAACUUAUCUUUGGAGAUAUUUUUAUAUUAUUUGGAAAUGUUCCAAUUUUCCAGUUACAAAGUAGUAUCUGUUAUCAGUGAAGGCUGUUUCAUCACUGCUUGAGCUGGUGCGCACUGUGUUGCACAGGGUUUUCGUUUUUCUAUAGCAUAGAUUUUGAAAAAUUAAUGUAUACAUUUGUCUCUUUAGAAGUUGGUAUAUAUUAGGCCUUGCCCUGUUGGUGACUUAAAGUAAUUAUUUGUGAAUUUUUUACUAAAGGUCAUCAAGAUCUUAAAAAGAGGGAGAAAAUAAAAAGGAUUAUUUAUGUUAGUGCCAACAAUGAAGGUAAAAAGUAACAACUUUGGGAUGAAUUCUAAAAACUACUUUAACAAAAAGAAGCUUGCACAUAAUAUAAAUGUCUUUCUAUCCAAGGCUUGUCACUUUUUUAUAUAUUUUUAUUGUAAAUUUAAUAUAUACUUCUUUAAAAAACAUCACACCAUAUAGAAUUAUAAAAUAAAUAUUCCUCUGAUUACUCCACCCCUUAUUUUCUAGGGGUGACCACUGUUAAUGGUUUGGUAUGUGUCCUUCCAGACACUUCUACAAAUAUACAAAUAAGUGUGUGUGUGUAUGCAUCUGUGUGUGUAUUAGUUUUAUACAAAUAGAAUGAUAAUAUUCUUACUGUCCUGUGACUACUUUUCAUUUUAGUAUAUAUUGGUGGACACCUUUCCAUAAGAGUUUAAAUAAAUUUACCUCAUUGUUUUGUAAAUUACUGCAUAUUCCAUUGUGGGGCUAAGCUUUAAUUUAUUUAAUUAGUCCCUAUUGAAUGGACAUUGGGAUUAUUUUCACUUCUCUAUUACAAAGCAUCAGUGAAGAUCCUUUACAUAUAUUUUUGUCACUUUGUGUGAACAUUUCCAUAAGUUUUUAAAUUUGGUUUUUAUAAGAUAUUUUUAAUAAAAUUUUAAUGCAUUUUCAGUGAAUGAGAUCCUAGAGAUAACAUAUUUGAGAUCCUUUUCUUGGAGGAAGAAAAGAUUGUAUAAAAGUGCAUAAUUUUUAAAGAAAAACACCUUGUGCGAGAUGAUUUUCCCCCUCUUGGUUAGCCAAAUAAAUACCUUGCCAAAACUAAUUUUAAAAAUUCACAUUAUUCCAGUAAAAAUAAAUGCAUGAGAUAUCUAAAGAUAUGUGAGAAAGAUGCAUUGAUAUUUGGAUUGCCUAGUUUUAAAACUUGAGGGAAUUACAUGAAAUAGCCAAAUUGAUAAUGUUUGUCACAUUUUUUAAAACACUAUCCAUGUUCAUGCAUGUUGCUCCACAAAGGAAUUUAAUCAUGCCAUUGUGAAAAGCAUGAAGCAAUAUAUUGGCAAAUAUGAAUGACCACAGUUAUCCAUAGAAAAAUAAAUUAGGCUACAUGUAAAAGUUUGCUGGUUUGUUGGGAUGCUUAUAAAUUGUGGAAUAAUAUGAAACAUUCAUUUUACAAUAAAUCCCAGCACUUCCCUAAGAACUUCUGUAUGUGGAGUUAACAAGAGGAGAGGGAGCCAUACCCUUUGACACAAGCAACAUCCUCUUGCCAUCACCUUGGUUUUCUGGUAGAAGCUAUUGCAUCCUAGAGGGAGAACAGACAGGAAAACAAAGAUAAUUAAACACCAGUCAGGUUACAACCUGAUAUCUUUAAUUGUGCUUUCCCUGCUGUGGUGUCAGGAUUCAGUGGUGUCAGGAGAGUCUCUGUCCUUUGCCAGCCACCAUCUCUUGAGUCUCAAGGACCCCAGUUGAGCCUUUAUCUUUCAAUCCUAUCACCCAAAUAUAUGGCCCAUGACUCCCCUAAAAGGCUUAAACAGCUGUAAUCUCCCCUAGUCCCUGAUGACUCUUCCGACCUCCUUUUUCUCCACUCCUCUGAUGCUCCAGUUAGCUCCUUUUCACUAAAAGAGAGGAGAGACAGGAGCAGGUGAAACACUCACUCUGGCAUGUGCAAAGCAUCAACAUUUCUUCCUGACCUUUGUCAAAUUAGAGUACAUCUGCCAAGACAUCGAUCCAGUCUCUCCCUUGUUAAACAAAUGCGGUUGUUUUUAACGUUAGACUUUUAUGCUGCCCGUUAAAUUCAUAAUUAUAAAAAAAAAAGUUAGUGGUCUAAACAACAUUAAUUGGUAUACUUCAUUAAGUACCAAAAUAAAAAAGAAAUUCAUGCCAAAAGCCAUUGUAGAUUUUAAUUUUAUAAGCAAGCUGCACAUACGCAUUCGUGAGUCUUCCCAUUGGAUUGUAUGCUUAUCUUUUGUGUUUGUGACUGAAAUCUGUCCCAACCAUUGAAAGUAAUUUUUCCUGUGGUCAGCUUUGUUGUUUUGUGUUAAUAUCUAUUAUAAAUAUAGCCUUAAAAUUCACUAAUGCACUUUAAAAUGCUCGUGCCAUUUAAGUAAUUUCACAGAGUUAAAAAAACUGAUACAUAUCCUGCUUUUUGAUGGAGACAGCAGUGUUAGCAAAUUUUUGUCACCUCUUUAAAUUUGAGGGGGGCAGAUCUAAAGCUUAAAAUUUAAAACAAAUAAAGCAUACCUGGAAAAAAAAUGUAGCCAAGUUUCUGAAACUAUACUAAUCUUAGAAAUUGGUCUUAGGAGCUCAAACAUAGCAAGUAAUUAAUAAGUGUUAGCUAAUAACCCAGUUGGAAUGUUUGUUUAAAAUAUCAAGUUAAUUUCUACUGCAAGUUUUUACUGCAUUUUUAUCUUUUGUGAGAUCUAUAAAAGAAAUUCCACUAACUAGAAGCAUAGUAAAUCAAAACUACCACCAGUAGACAGUUUGAGAGUAUUUUGUUUUUCAAAUCUUUAUAAUUUAAUUAUGACAUUUUCCUCCCCCUAUGGAAAAUAAGUUCCAAAAUCCCAUUUUUAAUGUGUUCAUCCACACUUAUUACUUCAAUAAAACUGAAAUAAUUUUAUGGAAGCACUAUGAUACGGUCUGAACAAAAUCAGAGUUCCAAAAUUUGGGAAGUGUUCAAGAUUGUGAAAUGUUACCUUUUGGAUGUUAACCAAUGUUGCAAACGUUUAAAAGAGCAAUGCAAUGCAACUCUUUUGUAACUCUGAUUUUAAGGAUAGGACUCAUACUCAUUUCCUAGCUAACACUUGUCUGGGGCAUCUAUUGUACAUCACUGUUGUGAGGCUGGAACUUUAGUUGACUUUAUCUAAAUCCAAGAAGCAGAGGGUCACAGUGACAGUAGUGUAAGACUUGUAACUGUCUACUUAGUGCAUUAGCUGCAGCCUUCGUAUAUCAUAUACCGUAUAGAUCUUCAGACAUAGUGCCAAUUUUAGAAGCACGUAAUUAUGCAUAUUACAAACUAUAUAUUUUUUUUUGGCUGAAGAAGUGACUGUUUGAGAAUAACAAUAUGGACUUAAAAGGCAAUAAAUUAUUUUUUUUUAAAAAAACAUACACAAAAAACUGCCACUGCUUUUUUUUUGUGCUACUUCAUUUUAGCUUAUAAAAGAAAUUUCAUUAGGUGUAUUUAAUUCUGCAUCACUUAGAUUGUACAGACUUAUUAGCAUAGAAAAAAAAAUUUUUCAGGUCUAUCGCACAUUUUUGUUCUCUGUUCCAGCAUUAAUAUUAAAUGACUUUCUUCCCUGCUUGUGAAGUGAUACUCACAUAGUUCAACAUCAAGUUCCUGUUUCUUUUUAGAUUUUGUGGUUAUUUUGUUUGUUCGCUCUGCAGUCCCGUUCACAUCUUGGCCAACUGUGGGAUAGAUUCUGUCUCACCAUUAACUCCUUUGACUCUAAUGAAAUGAAGUUCAAACACUGAAAGGACUCCGUAAUUUGGCAAUGGUAGUGACCAUAAUUUACCUUAGCUUAUUCCACUGUAAAUUGAAAUGUAUCAGGAGUACCUGGGACGCUUGUCCCUCUUCUUGAGAGGAGUGGGAGAGCCCUGCCCCGCCCUAUAACAAAAAGUAAAAUGAAUGAGAUGUCAGUUAGAUCGGAGAGGCUAAUAAUACUCUAAAACCAAGCUUCAGAAAUUGCUUCAUGAACAUUGUCAGGUCAAUAUUGUGUUUGCUUAUUAGUUGGACGGAAAGCACAUGUGGACAUUCAUCUACCCGGACCCCAGGUCAUUCAUGAUUCAUCCAAAAUGGCCAGAUGGAUGGUUUGUGGUCUUUGUAGCAGCAAAAAGUCCUGUGCUUGGACUUGGGACUGGAUUUAUGUACUGUAGCAUUUGUAUAUAAGGCUAAACCAUGGAUUCAUACUCUGAACAUUAUUAGAAUUUUUGACAAUGUAAAGUAGAUCACAUUGAAUGUAACUGAUAUUAGCUGUAUUUGAGAGAAACCAUUUGUCAUUUGAAAAUAUUCAACUUUUUCAUUGAUAUGAUUUAGAUAUAAGCCACACUCAAGAUAUAUUCAGUAUAGAUUUAGUACACGAUAUGGAAAAGUUCAAGGGAGGGUCAAAUGGAUGUGAAAGGGCCCCAGAAAUUGCUGAAAUAGUGUCAUUUCGGAUUCUUCCUUGUAGCCAGCAACCUGUGCUGUCCGUCAUUGGCUUCCUGCAAACUUGUUAGGUGUUCACCUCAUGCCCCAGCUGAGGCCAUAGUCUCAAUAAUCUAAUAAGUUCUUCAAAAUAACAUAAGAUGUUUUUCAUUAAUGUAUUUCUUCCUCUAUGUCCACAUAUAAUUUUAUUGUUCCUUUCAAGUAAAUACUAUCUAAAUAUUUACCAUCAAUAUCUGAUUUUUUUCAGUUUAUAGAAAAUUAGCAUGCUUUAUGUUCCUUUAUCAAGAAAAUUCUAGAUAAACUAUCAUGGUUUUUUAUCAGCUGGCUACAAACCAUUUUUGUGACUCAUUCUUUUAAAAAGUUCCAUAUGGCAAUAGCUGACUUAUUUGAUUAUUUUCUUCAUAAUUAAAAUUCUGUAGGUUGUAUUGAAAAAAGUAAGCCAACCUUAUAUUUCAUAUGAAACCUAGAACAGUAAUUGGUUUAUAUAUAUGUCAUUUACCUUGACAAGGACAAUCUGUUACAGAUUUUUAAUAUGAAAACUGACAAUCUUGUUGCUUAUGAAAUCGGUUAUUAACUUCAUAAGUAGUAAAUUUUGGGAGGUCACAGAAGCAAUUUUGUGUAGAAGGAACACGAAAACAGUGGCAUUAAAAUGUUAUUAAGUUAUGUUAAAGCAUUAUUUAUUAAGCUGCAACAAUUAGUUGCUUUGUUUCUAUUUUAGACAGAAUUCGUUAUAAGACAUUCAUGAAGUAAAUAUAUGUAUGUAUAUCUAUUGCAAAAGUGUGGGACAAUUAAAUUAUUCAUGUUCUCUUUUCACAAAGAGUAUAAACUGCUAAAAAGAAAAACGUUUGGGUGUUUAAUCUGUUACUACUAUAUAUUCAGAAAUUACAGUUCUAAGGAAUAAUUAUCUUCUAUCUGAAUUAUCAGAAUAUAUCUCAUUUUAACUAUAUUCUCCUGAACAAUAACAAAUGAGAAGAGGUUUCUUAAUUUUAAAAUGAAUGACUUUCACUAGUAGUUUGUACCAGAUCUUGUCUGUUGUUCAUUAUGGCACAUAUUUUUCAUUUUCUGUAAAAUUUGUAGUCAUUUUCCAAAUAAUAUGUCAUAAUAGAUGUCAUGCUUAAAAUGAGCCUGGUUGAAAAGAGAUUUUCUUUACUUUUUUCAAUGAUAUUGGAAAAUAUUUAUGUAAUUUUAUUUUUUAACUUUUUCUACAUUUCACUAUUCAUACUGUUAACUUUGGUAUUCCUAAAACUAUGUGGAGGAAACCAUUUUUAAUAUAUUUUAAGAAAGAGGAAGGUAGAAAUAAAAUAAGAAAAUAGAUAUUAAUAUUAUGUAGAAAUCCUUGAAAGAAAAUUGGAAAGGAAAACACAAGUUCUAUUGAGAUAAAAACGUUGGAAAAUAGGGAGUAUUUAAAACUUUAAUUUCUUACAUUGUUACAGUAAUCGACUUCUUACUUCCAAAUGAUUGUUUCAUGCUGUUGGUUCCAUGAAUUGUGUUUUUAACAUAAUAUAUAAUUUUCCCCACCAUUUUAGUGUUUUUACAUUAAUUACUGAAAGAGAGAAAGAAAUUGGUGACUAAAAGCCAGGGAAACUGGGUUUCUUCCCGUUUUCCAAUAGCACUAAUGAGCAGUCCCUUUGACCUUCCAUACGGUGCUUUGUGUGAUGAAUGACAUUUAUAUAUGUGAUUAGUGCCUUAUUUUUUUCACUUGACUUUAUUUCUUCUCUAAAGAGCCAUAUAUUUGUCGUGCGUGUUCCUCGGUCCCUCUCUUUAAAGUGCUGGUGAGACACUGUACCUUUAGGGAUGUCUACGGGCCGCUUUUGCUGCCUUCGUCCACUGUAUUAGCUCUAGAACAGCAGGUUAGACAAUGUAUUUUUUUUUAAUUCAUUGUUCAUUUUUAUGCUAACGUAUUUUUAAAAAGGGUAAUAAACACCGUAAAUUGAAGCCAUUAUAGUUGAAAUGUAUUUUUAAACCACAAAAAAGAAUGCUGAUUAUUAAAGUUUAAAACAGGAGUUGGGAUGGUUAUCAGUCUUGAUCUGUAUAGCUCCAAUUAAAUGGACAAAAUUACUUCACAAAAAGCAUUAAAAAUAAAAAUAAUUAGAUGGUACUUCAGGAAUUUGACCAGUUCCCUAUGACUUGUCUUUCGCAAUCUCGUACCUGUAAUCUGCUCCCACCCAGAUUCUGAAGAACUGUGGUGUUUGCCAUAUACCCAUCGUGAUUCAUUCAGAGUGGGCUUUGUCGACAUCAAGACAUUUUGUAUAAUAUAUUCUUUUUGCUCUUCUUGGUCUGCCUUUUGUGUUAGCUUUAUACAAAAAGCUGGUUUUGUUGUAUUCGUUAUGUACUAUAGUAUAUUUUUCAACUUUUCCUGAUGAAUGUAUGAUGAAUAAUUAAAAUAAAUCAUAUGCUUAGAAAAGACAAAGACACAGGUUGUAUAUGCAAAUAUGUGUAAAUAUUCAACAAAGAAAAAAGGAGGAAAAGCAUCUUUCUGCCAACAGAUAUGUCCUGCUGGACAGGACCUGGAAAUUUAACAGAUUUUUUUUUAAGCAGUGAAAUUUUAAAAUCUAUUACCUCAAGAAUUUUCAGUGGCUGCGUGUCAGUGGACUGCUGCUUCUUAGUAAAUACACGCUCACUUGCUGCUGGCAGUAAAAGCAACCCAAGUGUCAGAUCACACAAAUUUUAGGGGCAAGUCUUUCAAAAGAUGGAUACCUGGUGAUAUUUGGAGCCUGAUUUUGGACUUUCAGUAAUGUCCCUACAGCCUUUUGUUGGGCUUGGGCUUUCUGUUUUAUUGGUUUGGGUUGGUUGUUUCAGAGUGGAAGGGUAAUCAUAAUUAUGAGGUCAGAUCUCAUGGAAGGAUAUAACAACACUCACUCAACUUGGAUGAAAACGAUCAUGGAAAUCAGCUAUUUUGAUUGCCACUGUACAAGCUGUUGUAUGGAUUCCUGUGCAGUGCUGUGUACUCGCACAAUGUGGGCGGAUACAUCGUGCAGUGUCAUCUAGCAAUGCUAAUAAAAGUUUGUAAAAGAGAA